AGAGAGAGAGAGAGAGAGAGCGAGCGAACAGUGUUUGGGAUUAUCAUUAGACCUUUUCUGACCAGUGGAUUGGGAUUAAAGUAGAGCGCCAGUCCAACAUGCGUGCGCGACAUUUCCCCCUUUGCGUGUGAACCCAUUUCUAGGGACACCUGGCACGAUUUGACACACAUCCAUCCAUCCCGGAUUUGGACCCGUGUGUUGAAAUGGCCGACGUUCCGCAGCUCGUCAAAAUCGGGAUUUCGCUGAAGAUGCUCCCCAACAAUACCGCCGUCUACUUCAAAUCCGACGGUGCCAGGUUCGGACAAACUCGAACCAUCAAGCUACUCACCGGCUCCAAAUACAAAAUCGAGGUGGUGAUUAAACCCGGAGCGGUCGAGGCCACGUCGAUGAGCCUGGGCGGAGUCACCUUCGCCCUGGAGCGGCAGUCCAAAGACCCUCAGUCGGUGGUCUACACCGGCUUGUACGACACCGAGGGCGUGGCGCACACAAAGAGCGGCGAGAGGCAGCCCCUUCAGAUCAGCAUCCAGUUCAGCGAGGCGGGCACGUUUGAGACGGUGUGGCAGGUGAAAUACUACAACUACAACAAGCGGGAUCACUGCCAGUGGGGCAACAGCUUCAACACCAUCGAGUACGAGUGCAAACCCAAUGACACACGUACGCUCAUGUGGGUCAACAAAGAGACCUUCAUUUGACG
Molecule: messenger RNA, 694 nt
Organism: Hippocampus comes (tiger tail seahorse)
Lineage: Eukaryota; Metazoa; Chordata; Actinopteri; Syngnathiformes; Syngnathidae
Gene: cnrip1b
Product: cannabinoid receptor interacting protein 1b
Exons: 3
Coding region: 204-692 (162 amino acids)
Biological process (GO): negative regulation of signaling receptor activity
Cellular component (GO): plasma membrane
Molecular function (GO): type 1 cannabinoid receptor binding
Source: RefSeq, a predicted model, not a curated record